Molecule: messenger RNA, 480 nt
Organism: Tetrahymena thermophila SB210
Lineage: Eukaryota; Ciliophora; Oligohymenophorea; Hymenostomatida; Tetrahymenidae
Exons: 1
Source: RefSeq, a predicted model, not a curated record
AGAAAAUCAUAACCUAAGAAGACCGUGAAAGUGAUAGGAUUAGAAACUAAUUCUUAACAAAGUACGUAGAGGAUAUUUUAGAAAGUGUAAAUAGCUAAGGAAAUUUGCUUUUUGUAUCAAAUUUAUAAAUUGCAUUUUUUGUUGAUAUACUAUAAAAUGAAGCAAAAGCAUUAACUUUAGCUCUUAAAAUUUGGAAUGAAUAAAGUUAAAAAUUAAAUCUAUCAUAAAAAUAAAUGCUCUUUAAUAGCAUUAAAUAUGUUAAUUAACAAUCAUUUCUUAUAAGAUCUAAAUAAAGUAACCAUGAUUUGUAAAAUGUAGUCAAUUACUCAAAAAUUAGCUUUUUUGAAUAAAUAAAAUUUGAAGAUGAUCUUUCAGAAUGUAUACAAAUGCUUAAAGAAUGUUUAAAUAUAAAAACAAAUUUAAUACAAAAAAUAGGAGUUAAUCAUGUGGAUUUACAAGAAUCAUUCGAAAUAAGCAUGA